This is a messenger RNA of Malus domestica (apple), 402 nucleotides long. Its product is annotated as pectinesterase inhibitor 4. Gene Ontology annotation, biological process: negative regulation of catalytic activity. The record is from RefSeq and is a predicted model, not a curated record. Gene Ontology annotation, molecular function: enzyme inhibitor activity. Lineage: Eukaryota; Viridiplantae; Streptophyta; Magnoliopsida; Rosales; Rosaceae.
AUGACCACAUCCACAGGUCCUCCACAUCAACCGCCCAGGAACAUCGCCGGUCGUCCAGCAGAGUUUCGCGCUACUCUACUAUGCAUUGCAUGCAGACUAACCCCAACGGAGAAAGGGAUCAUUAACGAUUGCUUAGAAAGUAUUAAGGAAUCCAUCGACGAGCUUAAAGAUUCGUUGAGUUCAAUGAAAAAUUUGGGGGUCAAGGGUGCUGAUAUGCAAGCUCAGUUAGAUGAUAUUAAGACUUGGGUCAGUGCCGUCAUCACAGACGACGUUACUUGCACUGAUGGAUUCGAUGGUCUGAAGGUAAGCACGGCGGUUAAGACCCCCAUCAACAAUAGCAUUGUGUAUGUUGCUAGGUUAGCUAGCAAUGCUCUGUCGCUCAUCGACAGCCUCAUCUACUAG